CCGGAGGAGGAGGAGGAAACGAGGAGGAGGGUUCAACGGAAGGCCUGGCACCAUGCAGGCCGCCUCCGCUGGCAGGGCUCUUGCUCGGCUGCUGGGACUCCCUGCUAAGGCUCAGCUGCAGCGGCGACCAGCUUGGCUUCUAUUGCAGCGGCAGCAUCAGCCGUGGUCAGGGGGCCCCCGCUGGCAAAGCGGCCUCAUCAUGGCUCACUAUGGGAGCGAGCAGCGCGGCCAGCCCCACUCGCCGGACUACCGCCUCUACUUCAAAAAUUCAAAAGGAAAAUAUAUUUCCCCCUUCCAUGACAUCCCUCUGUGCGCUGGCUCAAAUGAGGAUACGGAGAUUCCUGCAAAGAGAUCAAGGACUACUGGAAAUGAGAUCAUCUUUAACAUGAUUGUCGAAGUGCCUCGCUGGACAAAUGCUAAAAUGGAGAUUGCCACAGAGGAGCCAUUGAAUCCCAUUAAGCAAGACGUAAAGAAAGGCAAGCUGCGAUACGUGGCAAAUAUCUUUCCUCACAAGGGCUAUAUUUGGAAUUAUGGGGCCUUUCCUCAGACUUGGGAAGAUCCCAAUCAUAAAGAUGACAAUACAGGAUGCUGUGGGGACAACGAUCCUAUUGAUGUCUGUGAAAUUGGUUCUCAGGUUCAUACAGUUGGUGAGGUCAUUCAGGUGAAAGUCCUUGGACUUCUAGGUCUUAUUGAUGAAGGUGAAACUGACUGGAAGAUCAUUGCAAUCAGUGUGGAUGACCCAGAAUCCCAAAACAUCCAUGAUAUUGAUGAUGUCAGAAAGUUCAAACCAGGUUAUCUUGAAGCUACAGUCAACUGGUUCAGAUUAUAUAAAGUCCCAGAUGGAAAGCCAGAGAAUCAGUUUGCUUUCAAUGGCACAUUUAAAGACAAGGCAUUUGCGUUUGAAAUCAUUAAAUCUACACAUGAAUACUGGAAAGCCUUGGUUCACAAAAAGGCUGAUGGAGGAGCCAUAAAAUGCACUAACCUCCUGGUGGGUACCAGUCCCUAUUGCUGUAAUGAAGAGGACAUAGAAGCAAUUGUGCAGUCAGCUCCGCCACCUGUAGAAGAGUGUUCUGUUUCCAAAGACGUUGAUCAGUGGCAUUUUCUUGGCCAAUGAGGACAAUCAAAUUUAUCUGAAGUUAAACUGUGAAGUCUUCUAACUACUUCUUUUUUGCCCUUCUGCCACUGAGACAUUCUCCCACACAUGUAUUCUCUCUUUCUCACUCAUACAAACAUAUGCAUAUAUGCCCGCACACACACACACUUUUAUUUCUCUGAAUAUAGACAUACAAAGUCACCAAUGACUGGAUUCUAAAAAUGAAAAUCUUUAUAAACAAUGCAAAUUUUCUAUCAUGUAAAUAAAAGUAAUUUUUAAGAGUU
Sceloporus undulatus (fence lizard) is the source of this 1377-nucleotide messenger RNA. RefSeq names its product inorganic pyrophosphatase 2 (gene PPA2). NCBI's taxonomy places the organism in Eukaryota, Metazoa, Chordata, Lepidosauria, Squamata, Phrynosomatidae. Gene Ontology annotation, biological process: phosphate-containing compound metabolic process. The record is from RefSeq and is a predicted model, not a curated record. The coding region runs from base 53 to 1114 and encodes 353 amino acids. Gene Ontology annotation, cellular component: cytoplasm; extracellular exosome. The transcript has 12 exons. Gene Ontology annotation, molecular function: magnesium ion binding; inorganic diphosphate phosphatase activity.